Panicum hallii is the source of this 1429-nucleotide messenger RNA. RefSeq names its product methionine aminopeptidase 1D, chloroplastic/mitochondrial. The transcript has 11 exons. Gene Ontology annotation, biological process: proteolysis. The record is from RefSeq and is a predicted model, not a curated record. NCBI's taxonomy places the organism in Eukaryota, Viridiplantae, Streptophyta, Magnoliopsida, Poales, Poaceae. Bases 3 to 1091 code for a protein of 362 amino acids. Gene Ontology annotation, molecular function: metalloaminopeptidase activity.
CUAUGCCAAUGGCGAAGCGCAGGCCGGCGCAGCGCCGCCGCCGCGGCGGCAGCCGCCAGCACCUCCUUCCCAAGUUCCCAAACCGCCACACAAGCUUGCACGCCCGCAGCCACACACAUACAACUCUCGCGGUGGUUCCGCUCGUCUCCCCAGUCCCCAUGGCCCGACCAUCGUCGCCGCGCCUCCUCUCCUCCUUCCUCGGCGACCGCCUCGCGCUCUCCUGCAGGCCGCUCCUCCUCCGCUCCGCUGUCCCAGGAAGCAGGCGGGUGGCAUAUCAGGCGACGAGAACGCUAUGCAACUUGGUGGAUAUCCUCUUCAACAGGAGAAGUUGGGAUGACGCACCAGAAAACAACCCUAGACGCCUACGUCCUGGGAAAGUAUCUCCACGCUUAAGUGUUCCGAAUCAUAUACAACUGCCUCCGUAUGUCAAUUCUCGUCAAAGACCUGGUGUGACCAAUGGACCUGAAAUACAUGAUGAGAAAGGGAUUGAGUGCAUGAGAGCUUCUGGAAAGCUUGCUGCGCAGGUUUUGAAGUUUGCUGGAACUCUUGUAAAGCCAGGCAUAACGACUGAUGAGAUUGAUAAAGCAGUGCACCAAAUGAUAGUCGAUAAUGGAGCAUAUCCUUCACCUCUUGGUUACUGCGGAUACCCAAAGAGUGUCUGCACUUCAGUGAAUGAAUGCAUCUGCCAUGGGAUACCAGAUUCUCGUCCACUUGAGCAGGAUGGCGAUAUCAUCAAUAUUGAUGUUACUGUCUACCUCAAUGGCUACCAUGGUGAUACAUCCGCUACGUUCCUUUGUGGCGAUGUUGAUGACGAAGCUAAGAAAUUAGUUCAGGUGACAAAAGAAUGCCUUGACAAGGCUAUAUCAAUCUGUGCACCUGGGGUGGAGAUCAAACGAAUUGGCAGAACCAUACAGGAUCAUGCAGAUAAAUUCAAGUUUGGUGUGGUUCGACAUUUUGUUGGCCAUGGGGUAGGAAAAGUGUUUCAUGCUGAGCCUGUUGUGCUUCAUUUUAGAAACAAUGAAUGGGGUCGUAUGAUGUUGAAUCAAACAUUUACUAUAGGUACAUUUCAGUUGCGUUUCUUUCAGGCAUGAUCAUAGAUCACUGCAUUUGGUCACUGCCAUCUUUCUGCACAUAAAGCCCAUGCUAACCUUGGGGAGCAUAAAUCCUGUCAUGUGGUCCGAUGACUGGACAGCUGUGACGGAAGACGGCAGCUUGUCAGCACAAUUCGAACACACGAUACUGAUUACUGAGGAUGGCCCGGAAAUAUUAACACAGUGUUAACAGAAGGCGGAAGAAGAACAGUUUGAUAGUCGGCUGGCCAGAUCCUGCAUUUUGUGCACUAAUUGGUCCAAUCUAAACUCAUGCAAAAUGGCAUAUUCACGUUAUAAUUGAUCUCGUUUAUUUGAAAUUGUACUGUUUUGACGUUAAA